Molecule: messenger RNA, 1775 nt
Organism: Penicilliopsis zonata CBS 506.65
Lineage: Eukaryota; Fungi; Ascomycota; Eurotiomycetes; Eurotiales; Aspergillaceae
Exons: 4
Coding region: 329-1711 (460 amino acids)
Biological process (GO): tetrahydrofolate biosynthetic process
Cellular component (GO): mitochondrial envelope
Molecular function (GO): 2-amino-4-hydroxy-6-hydroxymethyldihydropteridine diphosphokinase activity; dihydropteroate synthase activity
Source: RefSeq, a predicted model, not a curated record
GCGCGGCAGGUCGCGUCCAUGGCUCUCGGCGAGCCUUACGCUUUGUUCGGUGCGUCCAGGACAUUCCGGUGGAGUCUGCCAGCUUGGGGGUAAAAACUUUUAUGGCUCUCUGACAAGGCAUGUCGUACGGUAGAGGGGAGUUAUAGCGAGCGAGCUCUAAUUGAUAUAUAGAGAAAGCCGAGAGAGUGCGCUGUAUUCCAGGAAGUUUCUGGCAACCAGAUGCUCUGAGAAACACCUUUCAUCUUUCCAGAGCUUCAAACCUAGACAGAAUACAGCCGGUUGCUUUGGCUCUCACCAGACCAGAAGCCUCAGUUCGCUUGGGUCUUCCAUGGAUGGUGUUACUACCCACCGAGCGUUCAUCGCUCUGGGGAGCAAUGUCGGCGAACGGAUUGAGAUGAUUGAGCAAGCUUGUCUUGAGAUGGAGCGGGCCAGUAUCAAGGUCAAGCGAACAAGCUCGCUCUUUGAGACUGCCCCGAUGUAUGUUUUGGACCAAGACCCGUUCAUGAACGGAGUCUGUGAGGUGGAAACCAGUCUUUCACCCAUGGAACUUUUAAACACGCUUCAAUCAAUCGAGAAGGAACUUGGUCGGAAAAAGCUCAUCGACAAAGGCCCCCGUUCGAUUGAUCUAGAUAUACUCCUCUACGACCAAGAGGUCUUCGAGCAUGAACGGCUCAGCAUUCCCCACAAAUUGAUGCUCGAGCGAGACUUCGUCCUGCGUCCUCUAUGCCAACUCAUUCCUCACGAGCGAUCUCCCCUCCAGGGAAAGAACCUCACGUACCUUUCUUAUCUCAAUUCACUUCCUCCGCCAGAGUCCAAACCGAUUGCCACGACGCAUAUCUCACCCUCCUUCCCUCCCCUGCACUCCAACGACCCGAAACGCAGCACUCACAUUAUGGCUAUUCUCAAUCUAACUCCCGAUUCCUUCUCGGACGGCGGCGUGCAUUCUCCAAACGACUACACCGCUCUAACCACUACUGUCCGCCGCUUCAUUGACUCCGGGGCAACCAUCAUCGACAUUGGCGGCGAGAGCACCCGCCCCGGAUCCGCCCCGGUCACCGAAGCUGAAGAGCUCGCUCGCGUGAUCCCAGCCAUCCGCCACAUCCGCACCGCGAUCCCCGAGGCCGACCAUAUCGCCAUCAGCAUCGACACGUACCGCGCCCGGGUCGCCGAGGAAGCCUGCGCCGCCGGCGCGGACAUCAUCAACGACGUCUCCGCCGGCCUGCUCGAUCCGGACAUGCUCGCAGUCAUGGCCCGCACCGGCAAAACCGUCAUCCUGAUGCACAUGCGCGGGAACCCAUCCAACAUGACAAAACUAACCGAGUACCCGGAUGGCGUUGUUCCCGGCGUCGCGGCCGAAUUGCUCGAGCGCGUCCGUGCCGCCGAGGCAGCGGGCGUCCGUCGCUGGCGCAUCAUUCUUGACCCGGGUCUCGGGUUCGCCAAAUCCCAACCGCACGAUCUCGCCCUGCUCCGCGAUCUCCCCGCCCUUCGCACAGAGUACCCCGGUCUCGACUACUUUCCUUGGCUCAUGGGCCCCAGUCGCAAGCGGUUCAUCGGCCGGAUCACGGGCGUCGACAAGGCCAGUGAUCGCGUCUUCGGAACUGCCGCCGCCGUCACGGCCAGCGUGGUCGGCGGGGCGGACAUUGUGCGUGUCCACGAUGUGCACGAGAUGUGGCAAGCUGCUAGGGUGGCGGAUGCUAUCUACCGUGUGUAAAUUUGUGAGGCAGGCCUUGUUUAGAUUCGAGCCAAAUCAAGACAUAAUACAAUCAGAAUCCGGU